CUUGACACCGUGUAAACAUGGCGAGCCUGGUAGAUGUCGGCUGGAAACUCCUGGAAUUCAGAGCCCGAUCAAAAAGAUCAGAUUUGUGAUUUAGCUGAGAGAGACGAUUGGCCUUAAUUUCACCUUUUGAGAAUGGCCGCCUCAGUGGCCGCGAGUGCCCGGCCUCACCAGAAAACACACAGACUUGGUUCCAUCUAUGAACCUCUCAAGCUGUCCAGUCUCCAGCGUGAGGACGAGCCCCUAUGGGAGAAGCUGGACCGCUAUUACAAUGCCGUCAAGGCGACCAUUCUGAACUACCAGAGUCCGACCACCGGCCUGUUCCCGGUCAAAACAUGCUCCACCUGCAAGGAGGCCAAGGUCCGGGACUCCCUGUACUGUGCUGCCAGUGCCUGGGCCUUGUCCAUGGCCUACCGACGCAUCGACGACGAUAUGGGGCGGACCCAUGAGUUGGAGCAUUCCGCCAUCAAGUGCAUGAGAGGGAUCCUCUACUGCUACAUGAGGCAGGCUGAUAAGGUGGAGCAGUUCAAACAGGAUCCCAGCCCCUCCAAGUGUCUGCACUCGGUGUUCCACGUCGUCACCGGGGACGAGGUGCACUCCUACAGCGACUACCACCACCUGCAGAUCGAUGCCGUUUCCCUGUUCCUGCUGUACCUGGUGGAGAUGAUCUGCUCCGGUCUGCAAAUCAUUUACAACACCGAUGAGGUCUCCUUCAUCCAGAACUUGGUGUUCUGCGUGGAAAGAGCCUACAGGGUGCCCGACUACGGCAUGUGGGAGAGAGGCAGCAAAUACAACAACGGCAGCACCGAGCUGCAUUCCAGCUCGGUGGGCUUGGCCAAAGCUGCUCUGGAGGCCAUCAAUGGAUUCAACCUGUUUGGAAACCAGGGCUGCUCGUGGUCGGUGAUAUUUGUGGAUCUGGACGCCCACAACAGGAACCGGCAAACCCUGUCCUCCUUGCUGCCCCGAGAGUCUCGCUCACAUAACACCGAUGCAGCCUUGCUUCCCACCAUCAGCUAUCCUGCCUUUGCAGUCGAUGACGACGCCCUCUACAGUCAGACACUGGACAAGAUCGUCCGCAAGCUGCGGGGCAAAUACGGCUUCAAGCGCUUCCUCCGCGAUGGCUACCGCACCGCCAACGAAGACAAGGAACGCCGCUUCUACAAACCCGCUGAGAUGAAGCUUUUUGAUGGGAUCGAGUGCGAAUUUCCCAUAUUUUUCAUCUACAUGAUGAUUGACGGGGUGUUCAGAGGAAAUAGUGCUCAGGUCAAAGAAUACCAAGACCUCCUUGAACCCAUCAUCUUCCAGUCUUAUGAGGGCCAUGCUGUGAUCCCGAAAUACUACUACGUACCGGCUGACUUUGUGGAGGCGGAGCAGAACAAGCACGGGAGCCAGAAGCGUUUCCCUAGCAACUCUGGCCGUGAUGGGAUGGUCUUCCUGUGCGGUCAGGCCCUUUACAACAUCGCUAAGCUGCUGGUGGAUGAGCUGAUCAGCCCUAAAGACAUUGAUCCCAUCCACCGCUACGUUCCCCACCAGGACCAGCGCAACGUCAGCAUGCGAUACUCCAAUCAGGGUCCCAUAGAGAACGACGUGGUGAUUCACGUGGCCCUGGUAGCAGAGAGCCAGAGACUCCAGGUGUUUUUGAACACCUAUGGCAUUCAGACCCAGACGCCCCAGCAGGUGGAGCCCAUCCAGAUCUGGCCUCAGAAGGAGCUGGUCAAGGCAUACCGGUUCCUAGCCGUCAAUAAAAAGCUGGGGUUGAGUGGGCGUCCAGAGAGGCCGGUGGGCUGCAUCGGGACCUGCAAGAUUUAUCGGAUCCUGGGCAAGACGGUGGUGUGCUAUCCAAUAGUGUUUGAUCUAAGUGACUUCUACUUGUCCCAGGACGUCAUGCUGCUGAUUGAUGACAUUAAGAACACCCUGCAGUUCAUCAAACAGUGCUGGAAGAUGCAGGGACGUCCACUCUUCCUGGUUCUCAUCCGCGAGGAUAACAUCAAGGGGAGCCGCUUCAACCCAGUCCUGGACAUGCUGGCCUCGUUCAAAAAGGGCAACAUCGGAGGGGUCAAAGUUCAUGUCGACAGACUACAGACCCUGAUAUCUGGAGCGGUGGUGGAGCAGUUGGACUUCCUGCGUGUCAAUGAGGCAGAGAUCCCAGAGUUUAAGAGCUUUGAGGAGCUGGAGCUGCCUAAGCACUCCAAGGUGAAGAGACAGAUGAGCACACCCAACGCCUCCGAGCUGGAGCAGCAGCCAGAGAUCACCGUGGAGGAGUGGCUGCAGAAGCCCACCCAUGAGAUCAUCCAGAAGUUCCACGACUGCAACUGCUUGGCCAGUCAGGCUCAGCUUGCAGUCAUCCUUCUGAGGAGAGAAGGACCAGACUUCCUUGCAAAAGAUGAGAACCUGAUGGAUGAACUGGAGAGAAUCUACAGAAGAGCCGGCAGCAGAAAGCUUUGGUCUGUUGUCCGUCUUGCUGCCAGUCUCUUAACUAAGCUGGUGGACAGCCUUGCGCCCAGUAUUACUAGUGUGUUAGUGCAUGGCAAGCAGGUGACCCUCGGCCUAUUCGGGCAAGAGGAAGAGGUGAUCUCCAACCCACUGUCGCCGGGGGUGAUCCAGGGCAUCAUCUACAGCAGGUGCUCCCCUCAGGGUGGGGAGCGGGAGGCCGUGCUGCAGCAGGAGCUGGUCAUUCACAUCGGAUGGAUUAUCUCCAACAACCCAGAGCUGUUCAGCGGCAUGCUCAAGAUCAGAGUCGGAUGGAUUGUCCAGGCCAUGAAACAUGAGCUGAAGAUCAGGGCGGGAGACAUGCCAGCCCAGGACAUCUACCAGCUCUCCCCCAGCGACAUCAAGCAGCUCCUGCUGGACGUCCUGCAGCCACAACACACCGGCAGGUCGUGGCUGAACAGGCGUCAGAUCGAUGGCUCUCUGAACAGGACCCCUCUGGGCUUUUACGAUCGUGUGUGGCAGAUCCUGGAGAGGACCCCGAACGGUUUUACGGUGGCUGGGACUCACCUCCCACAGCAACCGACACUGUCUGACAUGACCAUGUAUGAGAUGAACUUCUCCCUGCUGGUGGAGGACACGCUGAAGAACAUCGUCCUGCCCGAGUACAGACAAAUCAUCGUGGAGUUGCUGAUGGUGGUGUCCAUCGUGCUGGAGAGAAACCCGGAGCUGGAGUUCAGCGACAGGGUGGAUCUGGACGGUCUGGUGAAGGAAGCCUUCAGCGACUUCCAGAAGGAUCAAGGACACCUCGAAGGCAUCGAGAAACCGAAUGACAUGGAGGCCUUUUACAACACACCUGCGGUGGAAAAGCGAGGCACCUCCAGCUACCUGACCAAGGCAGUCAUGAUCCUGCUGCUGCGAGGGGACUUCAAGCCCUGCAAGGACGACCCGUGCUCCGUUAGCUAGAUUUACAAUGCUUUCAAGCCCAGCCUGCUGCAGUGUAGUCACGGCAAGGGCUUCUGAGUCUCCAUCACAUGUAUUCAGCUGAUGACCCCUGACCUCUCCAAUCCCCCCUUUGGCAGUCCGCUCUUGCAUGCUACAUUUCUCCUGGACUUUUGCCUCCAGCUGGUAUUGCUCCACAGCAAUACUAGCUGUAAGCAGAAGCCUCUAUUGGCAUAGAUUAGCACGCCUGCGGUUUGCUCCACUGGGUCACACACACCCACCAGUCCAGGUUAUGCUACUAAUGUUGAUAAUUGGGGCAAAUACUCACAAUAUCACCAGGAUCUUGUUUCUUUUAUCACGGUACUGUGUGAAAAUGUAUUUGAAUUUGUUUCAGUUAUUUAUUAUAUACCAUUGGUGGCUGGUCAUGUCAAACGCCACAACGCCAGCUAGUGUUGCCACAUAGCAUAAGCUGUCCUCUUAUCCUGCCGGAGGUUAGUAUGUCUGCACUUUGUUUCAAGGUCCUAGCAUACUAUACUCCACCAGGCGUGAUCACUGGCACCUAGACGUUUGCUUAACCUUCAUACUGCUUUAUGUUGCCAGAACCCAGCUGUUUUGUGUAUCCUAAUUCAGAUUUUUAUAGUGUUUGAAAUUACCAUAGGGGGCAAGCUAUUUGUGUCAAAAAGGCACAUAGACACCUUUCUACCACUAUCUGGCCCUUUCUCCAAUAAUAAGUAUUUUCCACCAAAAAAACAUCAAAAUAAAAACAAAUUGAAGGAAUUAUCCUAUCGUAGCUUAGCAUAACAACCGAAUGGGGGAGCUUCAUACUAACGGGACAUGAGAGUGGCAUCAACCUUCUCAUCUAACUUUGCUUUGUUUUGCUUAGAAAUUACAUUUGAAAUGUUUUGUAUUUUUGUUAUUAUCUAUUUAAUUCCACAAUUAACCAUGAGCUCCGAUGUAAGCUAUAACUCACCAGCAAUAACUUGUAGCUGUUACAUAGCAGUUAGACAGUACACGGUCAUGUUGUAUACUGAGAGGUGUGGUUCACAAAAGAAUGCUUUUGGCUAUCACCAGAUAUGACAAAGAGGAUAAGUCUGCCAUUGUUUCAUACAGUCUAUCAAUGUAUCAAUCCUCAAUGCUCUGUGUUCAGAGCUAUCGGUAUAUAUAUAUAUAUACUGUAUAUGAAUCCUCAUCUGAUUACCCUAACCCUUUGGUAUUAUAAGGUUUGAGAACCAUAGAGAUAUUUGGAUUUCAUAGUGAAUUGCUCAGUAUAUUAAGUCUGUUUGCUCGACUAUGUUGAUGCAUGCACAGUCUGCCGCAUGACGAUAGGUACUGUUUGCCAUAAUCAUUGUGACAGUUUUUCUGAACGUUAUAGUUUAUUUUGCCCAAUAGAGAGCACAAACUGGUGGGAAGAGAAGGCAAAUAACUGUGUGUGUGUGUGUGUGUGUGUGUGUGUGUGUGUGUGUGUGUGUGUGUGUGUGUGUGUGUGUGUGUGUGUGUGUGUGUGUGUGUGUGUGUGUGUGUGUGUGUGUGUGUGUGUGUGUGUGUGUGUGUGUGUGUGUGUGUGUGUGUGUGUGUGUGUGUGUUUUUAAUUCAAUACUGUAGUUUCAAAGAAUAAAGUGAUCCUGGAAAUUAUA
Molecule: messenger RNA, 5000 nt
Organism: Cyclopterus lumpus (lumpfish)
Lineage: Eukaryota; Metazoa; Chordata; Actinopteri; Perciformes; Cyclopteridae
Gene: phkb
Product: phosphorylase kinase, beta
Exons: 32
Coding region: 133-3390 (1085 amino acids)
Biological process (GO): glycogen metabolic process
Cellular component (GO): phosphorylase kinase complex
Molecular function (GO): calmodulin binding
Source: RefSeq, a predicted model, not a curated record